Molecule: messenger RNA, 1424 nt
Organism: Sesamum indicum (sesame)
Lineage: Eukaryota; Viridiplantae; Streptophyta; Magnoliopsida; Lamiales; Pedaliaceae
Product: 26S proteasome regulatory subunit S10B homolog B
Molecular function (GO): ATP binding; ATP hydrolysis activity
Source: RefSeq, a predicted model, not a curated record
AGACCGGCAAUGGCUAGCGAGAGCAGCGAUGACGCCCGCCGCAAGUCGGCGAUUGCGGAGUACCGGAAGAAGCUUCUAAGUCACAAAGAACUUGAAGGCCGUGUUCGAUCUGCAAGGGAGAAUUUAAGAACUACAAAGAAGGAGUAUGCUAAAACAGAAGAUGACUUGAAAUCACUCCAGAGUGUUGGGCAGAUCAUAGGAGAAGUUCUAAGGCCUCUGGACAAUGAGCGCUUGAUAGUCAAGGCCAGCAGUGGCCCAAGAUAUGUGGUGGGUUGCCGCAGUAAAGUGGACAAAGAUAAACUUACAGCAGGCACCAGGGUAGUUCUUGAUAUGACAACACUCACAAUAAUGCGAGCUCUUCCUCGUGAGGUAGAUCCAGUUGUUUAUAAUAUGCUCCAUGAAGAUCCUGGAAAUGUUAGUUAUUCUGCUGUGGGUGGCCUGUCAGACCAAAUCCGAGAAUUGAGGGAAUCCAUAGAAUUACCUCUAAUGAAUCCUGAACUCUUCAUUAGAGUUGGCAUCAAACCUCCCAAGGGUGUACUUCUCUAUGGGCCUCCUGGAACUGGGAAGACAUUGUUGGCCAGAGCUAUUGCGAGUAACAUAGAUGCCAAUUUCUUAAAGGUUGUAUCAAGUGCUAUUAUCGAUAAGUAUAUAGGUGAGAGUGCAAGGUUGAUCAGGGAAAUGUUUGGGUAUGCUCGUGAUCACCAGCCAUGCAUCAUAUUUAUGGAUGAGAUUGAUGCCAUUGGUGGACGUCGGUUUAGCGAGGGAACUAGUGCUGACCGUGAAAUUCAAAGGACCCUUAUGGAGUUACUAAACCAGCUUGAUGGGUUUGAUCAGCUCGGAAAGGUUAAAAUGAUAAUGGCAACAAACAGACCUGAUGUUCUGGACCCUGCACUUCUUCGUCCUGGUCGCUUAGAUAGAAAAAUUGAAAUACCAUUGCCCAAUGAACAGUCAAGGAUGGAAAUUCUGAAGAUCCAUGCAGCUGGAAUAGCCAAACAUGGCGAAAUUGAUUAUGAAGCUGUUGUUAAACUUGCAGAGGGUUUUAAUGGGGCUGACCUUCGUAAUAUUUGCACGGAAGCUGGUAUGUCAGCAAUUCGUGCGGAGCGUGAUUAUGUCAUCCAUGAAGAUUUCAUGAAGGCUGUGAGAAAACUAAAUGAAGCGAAGAAACUUGAAUCCAGCGCGCACUAUAGCACUGAUUUUGGGAAGGAUUGAAAUGCCUUGUAGUCCAUACGGGAUGGGAGCAAAACAGGUCUCGGUAGAUGUGGUGUAUCAUCUUCUCAGAAGAUCCUGUGACAGGGUGCAGUUUCUAUUGGACAUUUGUUUUUCACUUUUUGAGUCUCUCUGGUAUCUCUGUAUUUUAAUUCACUAGCUGCAAGCAAAUAUAGUUCUUUUUAUUACGUGGAACAAGUCUGUUGUGUUGAUUAUUA